Molecule: messenger RNA, 1164 nt
Organism: Sphaerulina musiva SO2202
Lineage: Eukaryota; Fungi; Ascomycota; Dothideomycetes; Mycosphaerellales; Mycosphaerellaceae
Exons: 2
Coding region: 37-1164 (375 amino acids)
Molecular function (GO): nucleic acid binding
Source: RefSeq, a predicted model, not a curated record
GCUGCCACCGCUGCCACCGCUGCCACCGCCGCCGCUAUGGGUCUCGCUGGCAAUAAGAAGAAAGGCAAAUUGUCUACCGAUCCCAACAACACAGCAUGGGCCAAAUCCACAACAUCGUUUGGCCACAAAAUGCUCUCGAAGCAAGGCUGGAAACCAGGCGACUUCCUCGGCGCUGAGAACGCUUCUCACGCAUCCCACUACACCGCUGCGAAUGCCUCCCACAUCAAAGUCAUGCUUCGAGAAGAGAACCUCGGCAUCGGCGCAAAGAUUGGCACGCAAAAUGCCGAGACUUUUGGGCUGAGUAUGUUCUCUGGACUGCUGGGGAGAUUGAAUGGUAAAGAGGAGGAUCGAGCAGUCAUGCAAAAGAAAGAGGAGACAUUGAGGGAUGUGCAGUUGAAGCUAAAGUAUGGAAACAUGAACUUUGUGAGCGGAGGAAUGUUGGUGGGCGAUAAAAUGCAAGAGGUCAAGACAGACUUGGGGCAUUUGAAGGACGGAGGCGUUGUGGCUGUCCAGGAGAGCAAAAAGAGGAAAGCUGGCAGCGAUGGCAGUGAGGAAGACGAGAAGUCUGCAAAGAAGAGGAGGAAAGCCGAGGAGAAGGAAAAGAAGAAGAAGAAAGAAAAGAAGGCAAACGGAACUGCUGCAGCAAUCAAAGAGAUGAAGCGCCAGCGAAAACUAGAAGCAGGAAGCGACACACCUCCCACCAGUAAAGAAUCUCCCGAGCAAGAAGCCGAUUCAAGUUCCACAACUUCCAGCUCUAGCGAAGACGAGCAAGAGUCAAAGCGUGGUAAAAAGGCCCAGCGAAAAACCUCAAAGAGCCCUAAGCGCAGCUCCUCCUCCUCCUCCGAUGUCAAAGAUGACGAAAAAGCACGACUGAAAGAGGAGAAACGCGCCCGCAAAGAAGAGCGACGGAAACGCAAAGAAGAAAAGCGGGCCAAACGAGCCGCAAAGGCCUUGAAGUCUUCUUCUACAAUAAUAACAAAAACAACAACAACACAGCCCGGCUCCACCACCGAAUCCGAGACACAAUCAGGCACUUCCACGCCGACCUUUCUCGGAGGUCGACAAGCGGUACGACACCGAUAUAUCAUGCAGAAGCGCAUGGCGGGAGCAAGUGCACAAGCACUACAAGAGAUUUUUAUGAUGAAACCGCAAGUAGCUUCAUAG